This is a messenger RNA of Schistosoma rodhaini, 1981 nucleotides long. The record is from the annotation of a GenBank genome assembly. Lineage: Eukaryota; Metazoa; Platyhelminthes; Trematoda; Strigeidida; Schistosomatidae.
AUUGAUGACUGUUGUAAUUUUGAAUUCCAAAUACAAUACAUUCGUUCGGGCUCAUCUGAUACUUCUUGAUUAAAUUGCGUUAUUCCUGGGAUUACUAGUUCAUACUACAAUUCAAAUACUACUAAUUAUCAUAUUGGCGUCGCGACUGAGCCUGUGAUGGAACGGUUAAAUAUAAAUUCAGAUUUUAAUGUUUUUGAGGAGUACAUGGAAAGGUUCGAAAUCUGGGCUAUGACCAAAGAAGAUGAUGAUGAUUUUAAUAUUGUGGCCCAUUUCCUUACAUUCAUCGGGAAAGAAGCAUACAGCCUUAUAAAGAUUUUGGCACUUCCAGACAAACCGAUUUCACUCCCCUAUGCAACUCUCAAGCAACUUCUGUUGGAUCAUGUAAAGUAUACAAAUUCCGAAUGCGGUAAGAAAGGAAAAUCCGAUAAAAUGACUCGUCAGAACAUCAGGAAUUCCACUUGUUCAAACAGUCGUCGUAGUUCGAUGCGUAAUCAAAUUUAUUCAGAUAAUACUUCAUUGAGUUGUGAAACAGUCCAUGAUGAUGAGCACAAGUUUAGUAAAUGCAUGUUCUGCGGCAAGUUUCACCCAUGUAAUUCAUGUAUAUUUCGUAAUUCUAAAUGCUUUAAAUGUGGUAUAACUGGACAUAUUCAGUCAGUUUGUAAUACCAUGGUUCAUUUCUCUGAAAGUAAUGCUAAGAUGGAUGCUUCUAAUGAUCAGUUAUCUUUAUCUAGAAGAGGUAUAACGUUAUAUAACAGUCCAGAGUUGAAUGAAACCCAGAGUCAUUGGGAGGCGAAAAUUCUCAACCAACAAACUUAUCAGAUUUCUCAUGUUAUUGUGCCAGAUAUGGUUUGUCGUAAUAAUUCACAUACUUCUGAUGUAAUUUCUUACAACUCUGAGAAUAGAAUGUUAAAUGAGUCAAAUCAUGAUCAAAAACCAAAUUCAGUCAUGGUAGAUGUUGAAUUCCCUGAUGAUCCAUUACCUAAUGAAACUCUUAAUCAAUUUCAGGAAAAUAUUUCAGAAGAAUCGAAUUCUGAUAUCAUAUCAAGCGUCAGUGGUCCUCACAAUGAAUUUAUCUCUAAUGAUAUUCCUCAUGAAUGUGACAAAUAUGUUUCUUAUGAGUUGAAUUCUAGUCAUAUUUCUGAUGUUAUUGUGUCAUAUGUUGGAUACUCUCACGAACAAUGCAUGUUGAAUAGAAUCCCUAGUCAGGGGUAUAAUGAUACAGAGGGGAUAGCAAAAUUUUCCCAAGCAACCGGAGAACCAGUUUGCCCAGAAGUGAAGUUUGCACAGACAGAGAAUCCAAAUCAAGUCCAAGAUUAUCCUAAUGAAUAUGAGGCAGAUGAAUGUUUUCUAUCCGAUUGUUUCGCAGGUAAAUCAAGCCUAAUUGAAUCACGUGUGUUAAUUACAUAUAUCAAUGUAUAUCCAUCUGUGUAUUCUAAUAUGAAUAACAAAAAGAAUAUGUAUCAUGAUUUUUAUUCAAGUCAAAGUCACAUGAUGGAAUACCUCAAAUUAUAUAUCAGUGUUUAUUCCCAAAUACUCACAUACAGUAGUCGGUGCGUAAGAUUUGAGAUAAUGCAAAUUGGGAACGUCAUAUUGGCUAAAACAUUGCGAAUCAAGGACCCAACAUUAUUUCGAGGGGGAGGAUAUUGUUGGAAAGUCCAUGAUGCAAAUUCUAAAUAUCAAUGGUUUCACUACACAACCGACAUGCUGAUUGUAUACAAUUCUAGAACCCAGGUGAGUCUGUUCCAAUUUCCGUUGUUAAUUCUAAUACUAAUGAGUGCAUUCUAGAUAAUACAGAGUGUACAUUCAAUACACCAUCGGACAGAUGUAGGAUGAACUUAAGAAGAAGACAAACAAUCGAUUACAGAUACUUACACUUCAAUUCGAGCUGUGGCGGAUGUGAUGUUUAAAUAAAUCAAUGACUUCUUAGUAUUGAUGACUGUUGUAAUUUUGAAUUCCAAAUACAAUACAUUCGUUCGGGCUC